Molecule: messenger RNA, 2293 nt
Organism: Myxocyprinus asiaticus (Chinese sucker)
Lineage: Eukaryota; Metazoa; Chordata; Actinopteri; Cypriniformes; Catostomidae
Product: CUGBP Elav-like family member 3
Exons: 15
Coding region: 396-1838 (480 amino acids)
Biological process (GO): mRNA splice site recognition; regulation of alternative mRNA splicing, via spliceosome
Cellular component (GO): cytoplasm; nucleus; ribonucleoprotein complex
Molecular function (GO): mRNA binding
Source: RefSeq, a predicted model, not a curated record
CAUACACCGCACUGAUGAGAUGCGUGUAGGAACACAGUGACAGAUGUGUAUUGAAAUAAUGCUCAGAAUGUACUGCAUUAGGCCUGUUUAAUAGCUUACAACACAUUUGCCGUUUAUAAGAUAAUUAACAUGAUAUUGUAACAGAAAUACUGGGCGAAAUUGUGAUUUUAAGCGUACUAAGUGAUUGUAAAGCAGGAGGGUGGGAAAAAAGAGACGCGCGUGGAUCACUCAGAACACAGAACGACGCGCGAGGAAAUACACGCACGCUCGCACGCACGCACGCGCCGGAGACGGAGUCAUCCAAAUAUUUUUCUAAUAAAUCCACACCCCUCUAGGCACCAUCAUCACUCUCUAUCCCCUGGACUCCUGCUCACUCUCUACGCAUCAUCGACCCAAUGAAGGAGCCGGACGCCAUCAAACUCUUCAUCGGGCAGAUCCCGCGCAAUCUGGAGGAGAAGGACCUGAAGCCCAUCUUCGAGCAGUUUGGCAAGAUCUAUGAGCUGACUGUGAUCAAGGACAAGUACACGGGCGUGCACAAAGGAUGUGCUUUUCUGACAUAUUGUGCACGGGAGUCAGCCCUUAAAGCACAAAGUGCCCUUCAUGAACAGAAAACCCUGCCAGGGAUGAAUCGACCCAUUCAGGUGAAGCCCGCAGACAGUGAGGGGAGAGGAGGACUUUCUUUCUUCCGUGGAACACAAGAGGAGAUGUUAGGCAGAAUGUUAGGAUCUGACAGCCUCAGCUGCCAUUCACGCCAUUGUAGAGAGGACAGGAAGUUGUUUGUGGGGAUGUUGGGAAAACAGCAGUCUGAUGAGGACGUGAGUAAGAUGUUUGAACCGUUCGGCAGCAUUGAUGAGUGCACUGUGCUGAGAGGACCUGAUGGAACCAGCAAAGGUUGUGCGUUUGUGAAAUUCCAAAGUCAUGCAGAGGCCCAGGCUGCCGUUAACAGUCUGCAUGGGAGUCGUACACUACCCGGCGCAUCCUCCAGUCUAGUGGUGAAGUUUGCAGACACAGAGAAGGAGAGAGGUGUUCGGCGUAUGCAGCAGGUGGCCUCCCAGCUGGGCAUCUUCAGUCCAAUGACGCUAAACUUUAACACAUACAAUGCCUACACACAAGCAUCUCUUUCCCAGCUGGUCCAGCAGCAGGCAUUGGUAGCACAGUCUGCCUACUUCUCAUCCGUUCCAACAGUUGCAGCGAUGCAGAUGCAGCAGAUGGCAGCACUCAAUGCGAAUGGCAUCAUAGCCACACCCAUCAAUCCAAUCACACCCUCUUCUAGUGCAAAUACCCCACCUACUAUUGCGGCAACGCCCAUGUCUGCUCUUCUUUCACCAAUUGGAGUCAACAGCUAUAGUCCUGUGCCGGCAACGGCCAAUGGACAGCCAACAUCUGAAAUCUACACCAAUGGUGUCUAUCCAUAUCAAGCCCAGAGUCCAGUCACAGCAUUAGAUCCGCUCCAGCAGGCGUAUGCAGGCAUGCAGCAUUAUACAGCAGCCUACCCAACUGCAUACGGAUUAUUUAGCCAGCCAUAUCCUCAGCAACCCACCCUGGUUGCCCAGCAACAGCGAGAAGGUCCUGAAGGAUGUAACGUCUUCAUUUAUCAUUUGCCUGAGGAGUUCACUGACUCAGAAAUGCUGCAGAUGUUUCUGCCAUUCGGUAACGUCAUUUCUGCCAAAGUGUUUGUUGACCGAGCCACCAACCAGAGCAAGUGCUUCGGCUUUGUGAGCUUUGAUAAUCCAGGGAGUGCUCAGACAGCCAUCCAGGCCAUGAAUGGAUUUCAGAUCGGCAUGAAGAGACUCAAAGUGCAACUGAAAAGACCGAAAGAUGCCAACAGACCCUACUGAGAGAGAGAGACCGGAAGGACAUUGUUGACGCGCUCAUGCAGUUGACAGACCCCAGCUUGGUGUUGAGCUGCACAGGUUUCAUUGCUACUAGAUAACCUGAGACACUUGUUAUCUUGCACACUCACAGCACACUACUGUAUGUGUGCAAAUAUGCAAAUAAAACCUACAAGAUUAUGUACAUAAAACACAUUUAAACAUAAACAGUUGUGUGAAGAUGUCAAUGGUAUUAACUUAGUGAAACUGAAUGUGGAAAAUUGUUGAUUGUGUACAAAGUAAAAAGAGUUAACACACAAACAUGCUACUUGCUAUGGACCUUCACAUCUCUACAAACCUAUACAAUAUCAUUUUUCAUAUGAAAAAAACAAAAAGUAAAAUAAAAAAUUGAGACCAGCCACAGUAAAAUGACCAUAAUCAGGUUUAAAAAUAAAUUGCUUAAAAUGUAUGACAAUGUAAAA